CAUCAGUCACAGCUAGUGGGCAAGGCCAAAAACCCUCCACCAUCAUUAUUAACCAGCUGCCAACGGCUGCAGCUACAGUUUCCGUUCUCAGGUAAAAAAUAGGGAGUUUGAAGAGCAAUAAAAUAAAGGGCAGAAGAACGGACAUCUUCGUCACAGAGAGGCCAGUAAGAAGAAUCUGCAAUAAAUCAGCACAAAAACAGACAGAGCCAUGGUGGAAUACUACCAGAUAUUGGGAGUCCAAAGAAAUGCAACACAAGACGACAUUAAAAAAGCUUACAGAAAAUUGGCGUUGAAAUGGCAUCCAGAUAAGAACCCAGACAACAAGGAAGAGGCAGAGAGGCGGUUUAAAGAGCUGUCAGAGGCUUAUGAAGUCCUGUCAGAUGAAAACAAAAGGAGUCUUUAUGAUCGAUAUGGAAAAGACGGCCUCUCUGGUAGAGGAAACCACUAUGAUAACUUCAGCCAUGGUGGCGGCUUCACAUUCCGUAACCCAGAGGACGUUUUCAGGGAAUUCUUUGGUGGAAGAGAUCCGUUUGCUGAUUUGUUUGGUGAUGAUCCCUUUGAUGAUUUCUUUGGCGGGCGCGGUCGUCAAAGAGGUGCACACAGGAGCCGGAUGGGCGGUCCACUCUUUGGCUUUGGUGGCUUUCCAGCUUUUGGACCUGGUUUCUCAGGGUUUGAUACAGGUUUUAGCUCCUUUGGUGACAUGGGAGGAGGAGGAGGAGGAGGAUUUACCUCCUUUUCUUCCUCUUCGUUUGGAGGCGGCGGCGGAGGGAUGGGCAACUUCAGAUCUGUGUCAACUUCUACCAAGAUCGUCAAUGGCAGGAAAAUCACCACAAAACGGAUUGUGGAGAACGGCCAGGAGCGGGUAGAAGUGGUGGAAGAUGGUCAGUUAAAAUCCCUUACAGUUAAUGACAUCGCCCCCCAAGACCCGUUUGAGGAGGAGUUUCGCAGCCGCAGACACAACACGCUCCCCAGUUUGGGCCUGCAUCAACGCUACCUGAGGAACUCCGCCCAGAACCCCUCUGAGGAAGAGGAGGAGCACAGCCCGCAGAGCCUGGGACUAACGAGAGGACAUGUGGACACCAAAAGGAAGAAACUGUGGCUGAAGGAAGCGGAAUCCAAAAAGAAACGAGCUCCUCGACUCUUCCCACGUUUCAGUGGUUUUGGUACCUUUUUUUGAACAGUUCCUUGUUAUAUAUGGCAGCUGUGCCUUCGGCUGUACGUGGCAUUAGAGACCCAAUGGCUCCACAGCUGCGUCAUAGCUCUAUUUUUUUCUAUUAGUUCUAGCACGAAACAUUGUGUCCCUGCUCGUUUGAUUAACUGAAACAUCUAUUUGAGACCUCCGUUAAAUAUUUCGAUUUUUACAGGAUUCAUUGUAGUUUAACGGCUGUUGGUGGAGAUUAUUGUAUGAAUAAAGCACUAGGGAAGCCCUAACAAGUUCAAAUAAAGACUUUCAGAGUUCUGGGGCAGGAUAAAUUGAAGGGCAGCCCCUGCAUAAGGUUAAUAAAACUCUAUUUAACAGCAACAAGCAGGGGAAACCAACUCUCCACUGGAAGCACAUUCAUAAAAGCAAAAGAAGACAUGAUAAAGGUGCAAACGAGAGAUUUUUCUCUUUAAUAUGAUGCUGGUGCGCUUCCCAUUCAAAUUGCACCUUGAACAAUAACCAGUAUGCCCGAUACUAAACCUGCCUCUUCUAAUUGAAAUAAUAAAAAAGUUUAUAAGAUGACAGAUGCAUAGCUAGCGCAAAAAAUGUAGAAGAAGUAUCUUCUUAUUGAGCUUUCUUGGUUUCUGCUUGAUGCUUUAUACAUAUUUGAAAAGGUUCAGGUGGAAGAAGAAUCACAGGGGCAGCUCUGUUUGAAAUUAGCAGGAAGUUUGUGACACUGCACAGCAUGUGAGAGUCAGUGAAGGUCAAACCAUUUAAUGGAUCCAUCUUUAAUAAGAGACAAA
Molecule: messenger RNA, 1944 nt
Organism: Cyprinodon variegatus (sheepshead minnow)
Lineage: Eukaryota; Metazoa; Chordata; Actinopteri; Cyprinodontiformes; Cyprinodontidae
Gene: dnajb6b
Product: DnaJ heat shock protein family (Hsp40) member B6
Exons: 10
Coding region: 209-1177 (322 amino acids)
Biological process (GO): protein refolding; positive regulation of proteasomal ubiquitin-dependent protein catabolic process
Cellular component (GO): cytosol; endoplasmic reticulum membrane
Molecular function (GO): ATPase activator activity; Hsp70 protein binding
Source: RefSeq, a predicted model, not a curated record